Messenger RNA from Tetrahymena thermophila SB210, 1194 nucleotides. Its product is annotated as cell surface immobilization antigen. NCBI's taxonomy places the organism in Eukaryota, Ciliophora, Oligohymenophorea, Hymenostomatida, Tetrahymenidae. The transcript has a single exon. The record is from RefSeq and is a predicted model, not a curated record.
AUGAGUAGGCUUAUUAUUUUACUGCUUUUACUUACUUUCCAUUAAUGCAAAUAAUUAGGUUAAAAUGUUAUUUGUUCAUAGCCUGGUGUUUGCACUGAUUAAAGCUGUGGAACCUUUAGCGGAUUUUAAUGGUAAUAGAGUACGGGUAAUUAUUGUUAAAUUUAGGAUUGUAGUUCAACUGCAUUUCCUUCAUCUGGUUUAACUGAUUAAUUAUGUGGUUCUUGUCCUCCUAUUACUUAAGCAAUUUAUGCUAAUUCUCUAGGUACUUCUUGUGUAGCUUCACCUAUUCCAUGCAGUUCAACUUAAGGUUUAACAGAUUAAAUAUGUAAAUUGUGUAAUUCUCAAAAACCUUUUGCUAAUUCAAAUGGAACCUCUUGUAUUGCUUCAACAUAAUCGUGUAGCUCUAAUUCAAACUGGACUGAUCAAAAUUGUAGUCUAUGUUUUUAAAAUAAACCAUAUGCAAACAUAAAUGGAACAGCUUGUGUUGCUUCUACAAUACCAUGUAAAUCUUCUUCUGGUUGGACUGAUUUUAAUUGUAAUUUAUGCAAUCCUAGUACCCCUAUUGCUAGUUCAAAUGGAAAAAAAUGCAUAGCUUCUACUAUUUCAUGUAGUUCUACUUCAGGUUGGACAGAUGCAAAUUGUAUUUUAUGCAAUUCAAGCACUCCUUAUGCAGCUGCCGAUGGAAAAAGCUGUGUGGCUUCAACGAUAUCUUGCAGUUCAAAUUAAGGAUGGACUGAUAAUAAUUGUUUUUUAUGCAAUCCAUCAACUCCAUUUGCAAACAUAGCUUAAACAGCUUGUGUAAAUUCUUCAUAUUAAUGCAUAGGAAGGAAAUUUAAUUUACCACAAUAAAAAUGGACUGAUGAUGAUUGCGCUAGCUGUUAUAGCUUUUCUUAUAUUUCAAAAUAGGAUGGAUCUGGAUGUUUGAAUUGCUAUGCGCUUUCAGGUAUGACUGAUAAUGAUUGCAAACUUUGCAAUGGCUCAUAUGAUGGUGAAAACUCAUAUGCUAAUGCUCUUGGAGCUUGUGUAUCUAUAAAUUGCUCUUAAACAAGUGGAUGGGUGACAAGCGAUUGUACUAUGUGCAAUCCUGCUACUCCUAUGCCUUCAUCUGAUGGAACAAUGUGUGUGUCUGUUACAAGUUCUUAGAUUAUAAAAUUGUAUUUAUUAUUUUUUAUUUUAAUAUUUUUGAUAGAUUGA